AUGAGGGAUAUAGCCAACCAAAACUUGUGCAAGGCCAAGGAGCAAGAGGACGAGGUCCAAAGUCAUAGGGCUACCUCGCCAGACUAUGGCCGAGGUGAAAGUCCAUUCGAGAGGGAAGUGGGAGUUGACAUUUCCUCCAAUUAUGCAUCUGGCCGACCCUCCGAGGUCCAAAUGAGCCAUGAUAACUUUCCACCUCCGUAUGAGCAAGACCCAAGACAGAGGAGAGCAGGAAGUGUUUUUGACAGAAUCAGCCCUGCCGAACCAAGGCCCAGUCAACAGCAGUCUCAGCAGCCUCAGGCGAGGCCACAGCCUCCACCUCCGAUGCCCAAACAGCCGGAGAGAAGAAACAGGGCAAGCAGGGGCCUCCCACCUCCUCAGAGACAGCGAGGUAGGGGGCCGACCUCACACCUCAUGGACUACCAGAUGAACCAAUCUGGAAAUGAGAACUCCGGCCAAGCCCUGGCCACCACACCUCUGAACGCGGUACCAACCUUGGCGUAUGAGGAUGUCAACCCAGCCGCCGACUCACAUCAGAUACAGGCCCAGCAGGGACCCCGUAGAGGGAGAGGCCGAGGCCGAGGUUUCGCACCUAGAAACAGGUCUAAUCCGAACCUCCCUGGAUACUAUUUGCACCACAGAUCCUACGGGCACGACACCGCGGAUUGUAGAGAAUAUGCACACCGCUCCCGGCAGGAACCCGCCAGGGAAAGACAUAACUUGCCCCCGGCGAACAGGCCCCCACCCAGGCAAGACAAUCGACAUGGGCGUGAGGCGGCCGCUCCUCGUCAAAGGGAUGUCUCCCCAAGGCGACGAGAGCAAGACACAGAGAGGCCCAGGGAAGGUGGAGAUGGGAGAAUCCCCUCAAACUAUAAUGAACUUUAUGGAGUUCCUCGUAGUCAACAGCCGAUCGGCUUACCACGGAGUCUUGGGUAG
This is a messenger RNA of Olea europaea var. sylvestris, 933 nucleotides long. Its product is annotated as basic salivary proline-rich protein 1-like. The coding region runs from base 1 to 933 and encodes 310 amino acids. The record is from RefSeq and is a predicted model, not a curated record. NCBI's taxonomy places the organism in Eukaryota, Viridiplantae, Streptophyta, Magnoliopsida, Lamiales, Oleaceae. The transcript has 4 exons.